This is a messenger RNA of Cyanistes caeruleus (blue tit), 2088 nucleotides long. The record is from RefSeq and is a predicted model, not a curated record. Lineage: Eukaryota; Metazoa; Chordata; Aves; Passeriformes; Paridae.
AACUCCAUAGUGUGGAUCCUGCUCUUCCCAGGAAGCUGAGAUCCACGAGCUGCAGAAGAGUUCCCAAAUCAGCUGAGACGUUAUACUGGGCAUCAUGAACGUCAAUGAUUUUGUAAUUCUCCCAGGCUCAAAAUCUGGAACCUCAGUGAGAUUAAAAACAAAAACUGUCAAGGAAUUGCAGUUGGAGAAAGUGCAGUUAGAAACAGAAAACAAAGAGAUGGAGAAGAGAUUACGGCAGCUGCAGACAAAUAUGAGCAGGGAAAAGGAAGAGAGGAGGACAAGGAUUUGUGGGCAGGCAGGACCAAGGAUGACCCAAGCCCGAGCUGUGGCACAAAACAAUGAAAACAGGAAGAAGGUUUCUCCAGAAAAAGUGAAGUUCCAAGUACUCAAGGAACAGAGUCAAGGGCCAGUGAAAAAACCAGUGAAGUCUGAAAGAGGAGAUGUUGUAGCUCAUGAAAAACUGGGAGUGAAGGGGAUGGCCUGUGGAACACCUGAAAUUAAGGGUGGGAGACUGGAACCAGUCUCAGAAUCAACCUGUGCAAGCCUUGGAAAGGUUGGAAACGAAGGAGUGUCGUGGAGUGGUGCCUUUGAUGAGGAGGCAUCUGCAAAGUCUUUUCAGGAAGCUUUGCUUCUGGGGUCCCAUCAGACCACAGAUAGUGAACCUGUGGGGAUUUGUGAGGUGCAGACCAAUGUUACUGCUCUGAAGGAACCCAUCCAUGUGGAAUUCCAGAAGGAUGGCCUGAGCUACAUGGAGAAACUCCUGCUGAAGAAAUACAGGAGGACACCUGUUGAUCAAUUUUUUGCAAGUUGCAUGAAAGAUUCAAGGCCUGUGCAAUCCCCGAGUGUUCAUCAGGCUGGAGAAGGGGGACAAGGAGAUGAUGAUGAUGAUGACAUUGAAGAGUUAACAGAUGAAGAGGUGAAGAAAUACUGGGCAUCUGUUUAUAGAGGUGAAGAAUCCAACACUGUUUCUGCAAAUGCUGAGACAUCUUUGAAAAUUGAGUUCCUUGAUGAUUCUCAUAGCAAAGACUUGGAAGAAUCUUCAGACCCUCCAGUGGUUCUAACUGGAGCUGUGGGGAUGAGUAAGCAAGGAAAAACUGACCCACUGGAGUGUGAAAGCAAUCCUGUUUCUCCUAAAGAAACUUUUCAAGAAAAACUGAUUGUCUGCAGUGAUCUUGAAAUAAAUGCAGUGCAGGAGGAGAGUAUUGAACCAAAGGCUAGGAGAAGAUCACUGAGCUCCUGUGAACCUCCUGAGGAGAUCUCUGCCCCCACUGAAGGAGGGAGCAAAGAGCUCAUUGGGACUGAGCUGAAGAGCAGCAGAGAUCUCCUGGAGACAGAACUGCAGCACAGCAGGAGAGAGCCACAAGAACCAGGCAGUGCCUGCAAUACUCAGAGUUUGGUCUUGCCUGUAAUUACAAAAUCUUCAGCAUUACAGGAUGUAGCCAAAAGACAGAAAUGUGGUUCUACAUCAUAUCAAGGGCUUGAAGGUUUCUUUGUUAUAGGAACAAACCUUAAACAGGGAAAGCUGGAGGCACCUUCUUCCCUGGCUGCUGCCUCCAGCCCUAGGGACAGGAGGAUCCCUUCUCCAGGAGAUGGGCAGUGGGUUUCUGAAAGGAGCUUAGGUGAAUAUGCUGAUGAUUCUAUAGUUCAAGGUGUCUUGGAAAGUCAACUGAACAGGGCUGCAAAUGCUUUCCAGGCUCAAAAUCAACUUUCUUCUCUGAUGGCAGCAUGGAUGCCAUGGCCAGGCCCUGAAAAUCAUUCCAACUUAACUUGUGAAGAUGGAACCUCCUCCAGCAGAGCCUGGGAGAAGAUCUUUGGAAAUGCAGAUUUCCAGGACACCCUGAAGCUGAAAGACCAUGAAAAAUUUAAUAUUUUUGGGGACUGGGAGGAAAGCCAAAUGGAUGAUGAGGAAACAAUUCUGGAGGACAAACAGCAGGUUCUGGCAUUGCAGUGAACAUGGAAAACUCAGCUCAGUCUCCACCUUUGUUAGGUUCAGAACCAAGAAGAUCCAAGAGGUGUUUUAAAUGUUGCUCAAGACAUCAUUUACAAAGGAAUAUUCUGUAAACUUGUCAUUAAAACUUCUUGAAAAUA